Molecule: messenger RNA, 3051 nt
Organism: Protobothrops mucrosquamatus (brown spotted pit viper)
Lineage: Eukaryota; Metazoa; Chordata; Lepidosauria; Squamata; Viperidae
Gene: PKN2
Product: protein kinase N2
Exons: 20
Coding region: 1-2625 (874 amino acids)
Biological process (GO): signal transduction; protein phosphorylation
Molecular function (GO): protein serine/threonine kinase activity; ATP binding
Source: RefSeq, a predicted model, not a curated record
AUGAUGGGCAUUUGUUUCAAAUUUACAGAUUGUCCCAGAACACCCGAUACACCAAAUAGUGAUCCUCGCUUUCCUACUAACAACAGAUUAAUUGCCUUAAAGAAACAGUUAAAUAUAGAAUUGAAAGUAAAGCAAGGAGCAGAAAAUAUGAUUCAAAUGUAUUCGAAUGGUCCAUCAAAGGAUAGAAAACUGCUUGCAACAGCUCAACAGAUGCUUCAGGACAGCAAGACAAAAAUUGAAGUUAUAAGGAUGCAGAUUCUUCAAGCAGUGCAGACUAAUGAAUUGGCUUUUGAUAAUGCAAAGCCUGUGAUAAGCCCACUUGAGCUUCGGAUGGAAGAAUUGCGACAUCAUUUUAGGAUAGAAUAUGCGGUGGCAGAAGGAGCCAAAAACGUUAUGAAGUUGUUCGGCUCUGGAAAAGUUACCGACAGAAAAGCUCUUUCAGAGGCUCAAGCAAGGUUUAAUGAAUCAAGCCAGAAGCUGGAUCUCUUGAAGUAUUCAUUAGAACAAAGACUAAAUGAACUCCCUAAAAACCAUCCCAAAAGCAGUAUUAUUAUAGAAGAACUUUCACUUGUUUCCUCACCAACACUAAGUCCACGGCAAAGUAUGAUAUCCACACAAAAUCAGUACAGUACACUGUCCAAACCAGCAGCUUUAACAGGUACUCUGGAAGUUAGGCUUAUGGGUUGCCAAGAUAUCCUGGAAAAUGUCCCUGGUAGAUCAAAAGCAACGUCCUUCACUCUACCUGGAUGGAGUCCAAGUGAAGCCAGAUCAUCUUUCAUGAGUCGAACAAGUAAAAGUAAAAGUGGCAGUUGUCGAAACCUCCUGAAAACAGAUGAUUUAUCCAAUGAAAUCUGUGCUGUUUUGAAAUUGGACAACACUGUUGUCGAUCAAACUAGCUGGAAGCCUAUUUCCAAUCAGUCCUGGGACCAGAAAUUUACGCUGGAACUAGACAGAUCGCGUGAGUUAGAGAUUUCUGUUUAUUGGCGUGAUUGGAGAUCUUUGUGUGCCGUGAAAUUUCUGAGAUUAGAAGACUUCUUGGAUAAUCAGCGACAUGGAAUGUGUCUGUAUCUUGAACCUCAGGGUACUUUGUUUGCAGAGGUUACGUUUUUUAAUCCUGUUAUUGAAAGGAGACCAAAACUUCAGAGACAAAAGAAAAUUUUCUCCAAGCAACAAGGCAAAACAUUUCUCAGAGCUCCGCAAAUGAAUAUUAAUAUCGCCACUUGGGGAAGGUUGGUGAGAAGAGCUAUUCCAACAGUAAAUCAUACUGGGACCUUCAGCCCUCAGGCCUCUGUGCCCUCUACAGUAUCAGUAGCUGAUGCUCACAUUUCUGGAUUAGGCUCACCAACCAGUGAUUCCCCUGUAGGUAAAUUGGUGUUUGAACUUGACCCUGAACCCACCUGUCCUCCACGUGUAUCGUCUCUUGGAGAAAUCAGUGAACCUUCACCUGAACCAAAGUCUCCACCUACUCCCACUCAGGAUGUGGAAGCAUUUGAUUUUGAGAAUGACAAAAAUAAUUUUGUUCCAAAAUUUCAACCAGAAAUUAUUUGUGAGACUCAGAUUUCAAAUUCCGAUACUGAGUAUAAACAAAUACCUGAAGAUAGAAGAAUACAACAGAGGUUUCAGUUUAGUUUACAAGAUUUCCGAUGUUGUGCUGUUCUGGGUAGAGGACAUUUUGGAAAGGUCCUAUUGGCUGAGUAUAAAAACACUAAUGAAAUGUUUGCUAUUAAAGCCUUAAAAAAAGGAGAUAUUGUUGCUCGAGAUGAAGUAGACAGUCUCAUGUGCGAAAAGCGAAUUUUUGAAACUGUGAACAAUGUAAGACACCCGUUUUUGGUGAACCUCUUCGCCUGUUUUCAAACCAAAGAUCACGUGUGCUUUGUAAUGGAAUACGCUGCUGGCGGGGAUCUCAUGAUGCACAUACACACUGAUGUCUUUUCUGAACCCAGAGCAGUAUUUUAUGCUGCAUGUGUAGUUCUUGGCCUGCAAUAUUUACAUGAACACAGGAUAGUUUACAGAGAUCUAAAGCUGGAUAACCUGUUGCUGGAUACUGAAGGCUUUGUUAAAAUAGCUGACUUUGGUCUCUGCAAAGAAGGAAUGGGAUUUGGUGACAGGACAAGUACAUUCUGUGGCACUCCAGAAUUUCUUGCUCCAGAAGUGUUGACAGAAACAUCUUAUACAAGAGCUGUAGAUUGGUGGGGUCUUGGUGUACUCAUCUAUGAAAUGCUGGUUGGUGAGUCUCCCUUCCCAGGAGACGAUGAAGAAGAAGUUUUUGACAGUAUUGUAAAUGAUGAAGUAAGAUAUCCUCGAUUCCUGUCUACAGAAGCUAUCUCAGUAAUGAGACGGCUUCUGAGGAGAAAUCCAGAGCGUCGCCUUGGUGCUGGCGAAAAAGAUGCUGAAGAUGUCAAAAAGCAUCACUUUUUUCGGUUAAUUGACUGGAAUGCGUUGCUGGCCAAGAAAGUGAAGCCUCCUUUUGUCCCAGUCAUAAGAGGAAGAGAAGAUGUCAGCAAUUUCGAUGAUGAAUUUACCUCAGAAGCGCCUAUUCUCACUCCACCUCGGGAGCCUCGGAUACUUUUGGAAGAUCAGCAGGAAAUGUUCAGGGACUUCGACUACAUUGCUGAUUGGUGUUAAAUCUUUUAGUCACUGUGAAAAUUCCAGCUGAUGUGCUCCCCAGGACAACUUUCUCCCAUCGCCCUAAGAAGACCAUUCUUUGAAUCACUCUCUCUCUCCUGCCUGUAGCUUCUGAUUUUUAAAUCAUAUGAAGAUUUUAAACAGUACUGUUUUUAAUACAGAGGAGGCAUGGCCUCUCUUUUGUAUAUCUUUUUUGUUUCUUUCUAACCUUGAGCACUGGAAAGCAAUUUUAUGCAGCUCUUGAAGCUGAUUCAGUGGGUGCGGGCUGUUUUCCACAUUCACAUGGGCACCCUUGUGUACUGUAUCUUUAUUCUUCCAGAGAAGAAAGCAUCACAAAACCACCUGCCUUACAAAGUGGGACCACAAAUGGAUACUAAGCUACCGUAGAUCAAUCACCUGCCCGAGUUUUAAAGAAAGAAAACAAAA